Drosophila subpulchrella is the source of this 953-nucleotide messenger RNA. Its product is annotated as glycoprotein-N-acetylgalactosamine 3-beta-galactosyltransferase 1-A. The record is from RefSeq and is a predicted model, not a curated record. Gene Ontology annotation, molecular function: N-acetylgalactosaminide beta-1,3-galactosyltransferase activity. Bases 1 to 909 code for a protein of 302 amino acids. NCBI's taxonomy places the organism in Eukaryota, Metazoa, Arthropoda, Insecta, Diptera, Drosophilidae. The transcript has 4 exons.
AUGACUCCGCCUAGACGUGUCUGCUAUUACCUGUUUUUGGUUUUAAUUUUGUUUCUGGCGAUCACCCUAUAUUUAAAUAUCAUUGCCGUUGAGAGGACAUCGGUAAAAAGUGGUCACAAACAUACGUUGGAUCCGCUGUUCGAGAAGGUCAGAGUUCUCUGCAUGAUACCUUAUGAUUAUAAUGACCCUGAGACUGCCAAAUAUGUAAAACGCACUUGGGGAAAACACUGCAAUGUAUUGCUUUUCGUGAGUGGUAAUAUCGAUCGCGAAUUGGAACCCUAUGUGCCCGUGGUCAAUUCAACGGACAAGUGGACUUUGGUCCAACGUGGGCUGAUGCACGCCUAUCUAUUUUAUGGCGACGAAGUCGAUUGGGUCCUCAAAGUCGAGCCCUCUAGCUUUGUAGUUGUGGAGAAUCUCCGGUAUUUGAUAGAUAGAAGAAAAUAUCUGCCCAGUCAACCGAUCUAUUUUGGCUAUGAACUCGAGAACAUCGUCACGCAUGAGCCCUUUAUCCACGAUAGCAGUGGCUAUGUGAUUAGUCGCGAAGCCCUGAGGCGAUAUACAAACGCAUCAAUGGAUCCCGAGAUCAAGGAAUGCCUCCAUUGGAAGGGAUAUGUUGAAGGACUGGAUAUACAUCGAUGUCUGAGCCAUGUCAAUGUAAAAAUAGUCGAAAGUCGGGAUGACCUUGAGCACGAGACAUUUCUGCCCAUUCCAAUGAAGCACCAGUUUUUGGGAGGCUACGAUAAUAUUAGAUGGCUUCGAAACUUAACCUAUCAUAAAGUGCCAGGGAACACAGUUCCAAUAUCCAAGCGCGCCAUAACAUUUCGGGUGGGCUAUCCGCCUGAAAUGUACGAUUACUAUUAUUUUGUUUAUCGAUUGAAAAUCUUUGGCAACCCCGUGCAAACUCUAUAGAAUUCCGACCAUAAUAAAGGACUCACCUCUGGCAGCUGGCGUUG